AUGCAUCUGAAUGGCGGUGUACUGUUGGGAAUCGCCGUACUGCUCGCACGGAUCAUCGCAAUCACGGGGACUGAACUCUCCACCAACAGAUUCUUGAGGAUCCGCAACAUCGCCAAGGAGAACGAUGAAGAGAGGAUGACCAGCAUGAAUUCAGUCCCGGUGGUUGAGAAGAUAUCUCGUUCUGUGAGCUUCAAUGCAUUCCACAAGAUUGACCCAGACGUGGCGGUGUCCCAGCUAGUCCGUGCAGCACAGAAUUCCCCAAAAUCUGAGAAGAUAGCUACAUCCUUCCAAAAUAAACAGCUUCACGCCUGGUUGGACGGUGGAGUGCCCCCACAAACAGUCUUCCAGUUCUUAGCGCUCGACACACAGGGAGAUAACUUGUUUGCCAGUCCACAAUUCAAGGCCUGGUUGGAGUACUCAAUGAAUUUCAAGAAAGCGAAUCCUCGCACAAAUACGAUACCCGUUAUUGAUACACUUGCAGUUUAUUACAGUGAUGAGGCUUUAGUGCGAAUUAUUAAGGCGUCCAAGGAAGCCGCACACACGAAAAUCAGGUCCGAUUACUUUGAGAAAGCUCUGUUCGCUAAAUGGGUGGAAAACAAGAAAACCUCAGCGUACAUCUCGAACAUGAUGGGCAGAGAAAUGACCCCAGACGAAGCCUUCAAAUUGCUCACGCUCGAUAAGGCAGGGGAUACAACCUUCACGGACCCAAGGUUUGGCACUUGGCUCACGUUCACGAAAGUUUUCAAGAAAGAGCAUCCGAAACUUAAGACCAAUCCAGCUAUUGAUACACUCACGACUUACCUUGACGACCAGGUGCUAUCCAAAUUGAUCAAACGGGCAGAGCAGAGCCCAGGGAUGGAGGAAAUGGCUACCUAUGUCAGGAAUGCUCUUCUUGACAAAUGGGUAACGGAUGGAAAAGUGCCAGCAUUCGUGGUUAAGAAACUUGGGACAUCGAAAGAAAGAACAGCAGAGCUGUUGCGUACAUUCCUCGACAAAAUAAAAUCAAGGCCGCCUUUUAAGGCUGAAGCAAAUGUUACGAGAAAAAGAAAACGGUACGCGAACGUGGUUUACAAUUAG
Messenger RNA from Phytophthora infestans T30-4, 1077 nucleotides. Its product is annotated as secreted RxLR effector peptide protein, putative. The transcript has a single exon. The coding region runs from base 1 to 1077 and encodes 358 amino acids. The record is from RefSeq and is a predicted model, not a curated record. Lineage: Eukaryota; Oomycota; Peronosporomycetes; Peronosporales; Peronosporaceae.